AUGGGUCUGCAUCCUGCCGCGGCCAUCUUCCGCAAAGCCAAGCAGCGUACUGAAGCACUCACGGGCGUACCGGAGCUAUGGUCUGACCCAGCGCUGGUCGACUGCGCAAUCUGGAUGUCAACCGUGACGUCCAUACCACGGAAUAGCGAGAUCAUCGAGCCGAAUAUUCAAAAGGAGAUACUGAAGAGGUCGAUUGGCGGUCGGGUCUUUGCGCUCGAGUGGGGAGAGAUUCAGCGCAAGCUUAGACGGUUCUAUUACGCUGACUCGCGCGCGGGCGAUUGGGAGAGGGCGUGGAACAUAGCGCUAGAUGAAUUAUAG
Aspergillus calidoustus is the source of this 318-nucleotide messenger RNA. Lineage: Eukaryota; Fungi; Ascomycota; Eurotiomycetes; Eurotiales; Aspergillaceae. The record is from the annotation of a GenBank genome assembly.